Messenger RNA from Synchytrium microbalum, 1113 nucleotides. RefSeq lists its product as uncharacterized. Gene Ontology annotation, molecular function: chromatin binding; histone binding. Bases 1 to 1113 code for a protein of 370 amino acids. Gene Ontology annotation, cellular component: nucleus; chromatin. The record is from RefSeq and is a predicted model, not a curated record. Lineage: Eukaryota; Fungi; Chytridiomycota; Chytridiomycetes; Synchytriales; Synchytriaceae. Gene Ontology annotation, biological process: nucleosome assembly. The transcript is spliced from 10 exons.
AUGGCCGACGCUCAACCCAACUUACCAAUCUUCCAAUCGGCGGCAGUCCUACAAGCUAUUCAAGCACAAUUAGGCAACUUAAUCGGCAAGAGCAGUGGAUACGUCGAAUCUAUGCCAGUGGAAGUCCAAAGACGUAUCAAGGCCCUAGAAAACUUGAACGACAAGCACAGUGAAAUCGAAGCUCGUUUCCGUAAAGAAGUACUUGAAUUGGAAAAAAAGUAUGCAAAGCUGCAUGAACCACUUUAUGAAAAGAGAGCUACCAUCGUUACUGGCGACUAUGAGCCUAACGAGGAAGAAGCUACUCGUGAAGAUGAAGACGAUGAAAAUGAUGAAGACGAAGACGACGAAGAAGACAAAGAAGCUAAAGCAGCUGCAAAAGCCGAGACUGAAGCUAAAGGACCAGUCAAAGGAAUUCCUGAAUUCUGGUUGACUGCCUUCAAAAACAACCAAGAAGUCGAUUCUCUCAUUGUUGGCGAAAAGGAUGACGAUGCUCUCAAGUACUUGGUCAAUGUUAAGAACAUUUACUUGGAAGACAACCCAGGAUUCCGUCUCGAGUUUGUCUUUAGUGAAAACCCAUACUUUACUGAUACUACCUUGACCAAGACAUACUUCUUGGCCUUGUCACCAGACCCAUCAGACAGUGAAGUGGUCUAUGAUCACGCUGAAGGUUCCGAAAUCCACUGGAAGGAAGGAAAAGAUCUCACCGUAAAGACUGAAAUCAAAAAGCAACGAAACAAGAACACCAACAAGACUCGUACUGUAAAAAGAACUGUACCUACCGACACCUUCUUCAACUUCUUCAAACCACCUCAAGCUCCUGAAGAUGCUGAAGAAAUGGAUGAAGAGGAUUUGCGAGAAUUAGGUCCCAGAAUUGAAGCUGAUUAUGAGGUUGGAGAAACCAUCAAGGAACAAAUCAUUACACGUGCUAUUGAUUGGUUUACUGGAAAGGCCUUGGAAUAUGAUGGUGAAGACGAUGAAGACUUUGAUGACGAAGAAGGUGGCUUCGAUGACCAAGAUGAUGACGAAGACGAUGAUGAAGAUGACGAUGAUGAGGAUGAUGCACCGCCUGCUAAAAUGGGCAAAUCAAACAAAAUGAAAUCAUUCAAGCAUUAA